Melitaea cinxia (Glanville fritillary) is the source of this 447-nucleotide messenger RNA. RefSeq lists its product as uncharacterized. Bases 18 to 362 code for a protein of 114 amino acids. The transcript is spliced from 4 exons. The record is from RefSeq and is a predicted model, not a curated record. NCBI's taxonomy places the organism in Eukaryota, Metazoa, Arthropoda, Insecta, Lepidoptera, Nymphalidae.
UUUGGCAGUUAAACAUAAUGCAUGUGCUUACAAUAUUCUGUUCACUUCUCGUUAUUGACGUUGUUCAUUAUGAACACGCCAUAACACGCGGACAACAUUUCGGGUUCGCGCCACCGCGGCACUUCAAGUACAUACAAAUGGAUCUUCUGCACCGCGGCAGCUUCAACACGACCGACUGCGUGAAGGAGUGGCUCAACUGCUGGGAAGUGGUGAAGGCGGAUGUGAUCUGCUCGCGCGCGGACGUGUACGAGUCUAUUUGCGGCCCCAUGCGCUUCGACUGCCACGAGCACCACGGCUGGGUCGAGCGUAACGAGCUGCCGAUAUUCGAGUCCUUCUGUAAGACUUACAACAGACCAACGUAAUAGAUGGAACAAUGCGAAGCCACCGACUGCUAUUAAUAUUGUAUUAUUAGGGUUGUUGGAUGUAAUAAAAACCACUUGUUAGUCA